AUGCUAGAGCACAGCAAUAGAUGCUCGAUACAAUGUGAAGGGAUGGUCCGAUUCAAGAAACUGGAAGAAGCUAAUCGGGAAUUGAUAACAAAAAGUGCAGGAGAUGCAAGGUGCAUUAGACGCAACAAAUGCAUUAAUUCGUUGGGAAAAGCUCGUCAGCGAUUGAUUCACGGACUUGAAGGUACGCAAGUGGACACCAUCAGGGCCAAAAGUUUUGCAAAUUCUUUGGGCAAAAAGUGA
This is a messenger RNA of Loa loa (African eye worm), 240 nucleotides long. RefSeq lists its product as hypothetical. Bases 1 to 240 code for a protein of 79 amino acids. The transcript has a single exon. The record is from RefSeq and is a predicted model, not a curated record. NCBI's taxonomy places the organism in Eukaryota, Metazoa, Nematoda, Chromadorea, Rhabditida, Onchocercidae.